AUGUUGAUGGUACCACGAUACUUUAGUUACCCCAGCAUCUGGCAUGGUGAUGUCGGGUAUGUCAGAGUUCCACUGCCUACAUACGACCGUCGAGGCAGUCGAAGAAAAGUGGAACCGACGGCUACGAGGGCUACAUGGCUUUCUGCGCUCUUCGCAGAUUUUGGCGAGGUGGAUCUGGCAUUAAGGGACUUCUCUGACGACGAAGACAAAAAGGACGUGGAGGAGUUGGAAACGACCAGCCUCGUGAGGAGUGAGCACGGAGACGAGCCAGAAUGGGUCACCGGUUUCAGACUCUUCACCUUGAUGACGGCAACCAGCAUAGUCAUGUUUCUAGCCCUCCUUGACAGCUCGAUUAUUGGAACGGCAACUCCAGUCAUCACAGCGCAAUUCCAUUCCUUGGCGGACAUGGGAUGCUGGCGCAGGUGUUUCUGGAUUGCAGAACGGCAGCUUAACGAUUGUUGCCUGCUCGACACCUCCUCAUCUGCGGGGCUGUUUGUCGCAGCUUUGAAUGGUGCUCUGGUGGGACUCAGUCAAUUUGGAACCGUCUUGGGUCCUCUCCUUGGAGGCGUCUUUACAACUCUCGUUUCUUGGCGAUGGUGCUUCUACAUCAAUCUUCCGUUGGGCGCACCGGUUGUGGCCAUCUUGUUGUUCAUGCGUCUGCCAGAUCCCGAAUCCACAGCCGACGGGGGUUUAAGGGGAUUGCUUACCUCCUUCAGAUUUCUAGCUCAAACAGUCGAUUAUCUAGGCCUACUCCUGAUCGCCGCGUUUGCCAUUCUGCUCCUGCUUCCACUCCAAUGGGGUGGUAACUCUUAUGCAUGGAAUAGUUCCGUCAUCAUUGGAAUGCUUUGCGGCGCCGUCGUUUCUCUGGCCAUUUUCAUCGUAUGGGAACGCUACAUGGGCGAACGCGCCAUGAUUCCGUUCAGUGUGAUCGGCCAGACAGUUGUCUGGUGCAGUUGCGUCUUUUUUGCAUCUUUGCUCGCUGCAAUCGUAUUUCGAACAUUCUAUUUGCCGAUCUUCUUCCAGUCAGUUCAGGGUGAUUCGGCUCUCAUGAGUGGUGUCAAGAUGCUGCCGAGCAUCGUUGCACAAAUAAGUGCGACGAUGGCCUCGGGCGUGCUAGUGGAUAGAGUGGGUUACUAUCUGCCCUUUGCUAUUGCAAGUCUCGUGUUCUCGGCGGUCGGUACCGGCCUUGUUUCCACAUUUGCAGUAGACACUACGACCGACAGGUGGGUUGGAUAUCAGAUUUUACUCGGUUUUGGCACUGGUUUGGGAAUACAAAUGCCGAUUCUCGCGAUUCAAAAUACUCUAGGAGCCACUGACAUAGCCGUUGGCAUGUCAACGCUCAUUUUCGCCCAGAACAUGAUUACUUCUGUUUUGAACUCGGUUGCAAGUACAGUUUUCAACAGUGGCUUGCGAACCCAGAUCCCUCGCUAUGCUCCCUCUAUCGACCCAGAGACAGUCAUAGAGGCCGGAGCCUCAAGGAUAAGAGACGUGGUUCCGGCAAGUGAGCUGAGGCACGUCUUGAUGGGAUAUGUCAGAGCGGUUGAUCAGGUAUAUUACAUUACCUUGGCAUCCUUCGGAUUGUCCUGCGCAGUUGUCUGGGGCUUGGGAUGGAGAGACAUCCGGGGCAAUCCACGAGGGAGCGCGAUGGUCGCAAUAUAA
Messenger RNA from Diaporthe amygdali, 1659 nucleotides. RefSeq lists its product as uncharacterized. The transcript is spliced from 8 exons. The record is from RefSeq and is a predicted model, not a curated record. Gene Ontology annotation, molecular function: transmembrane transporter activity. The coding region runs from base 1 to 1659 and encodes 552 amino acids. Gene Ontology annotation, biological process: transmembrane transport. Lineage: Eukaryota; Fungi; Ascomycota; Sordariomycetes; Diaporthales; Diaporthaceae.